This is a messenger RNA of Anopheles stephensi (Asian malaria mosquito), 2058 nucleotides long. RefSeq names its product cation-independent mannose-6-phosphate receptor (gene Lerp). Gene Ontology annotation, biological process: lysosomal transport. Gene Ontology annotation, cellular component: late endosome; plasma membrane; trans-Golgi network. NCBI's taxonomy places the organism in Eukaryota, Metazoa, Arthropoda, Insecta, Diptera, Culicidae. Bases 1 to 2058 code for a protein of 685 amino acids. The transcript has 2 exons. Gene Ontology annotation, molecular function: insulin-like growth factor binding; signaling receptor activity; D-mannose binding. The record is from RefSeq and is a predicted model, not a curated record.
AUGGCGUCCCGCUGCCCCAUCGGCCGGCGGCUAUCGAUUUGUAUGGUGGUGCUCACGCUGCUGGCAACGGCUGCACAAUCAAAGCUGUUGCUGAAUGGCACCGACUGUACCAUCCGUGAGCCACUCUACAACGUGACGUUCGAUUUUAAUGCCCUCAGCUCGGACCUUAACCACCACGUAACGUCCGAGGAGAAUGGCGAACGUUUCUUCUUCAACGUGUGCGACAAGGAUCAGCCGGCGAAGGAUAACCGGACGGACCCGCGGGCAUACCUGAUGCGCCACGGCACAAAGAUUACGCUCGGGUACGAGCCACACCUUCAACUGGAUAACGGACGGAUGCAGUUUUCGUUCGUGGGUGAACCGUGCGGCAACGGUAGCCACUACACGCUGGACAUCAUACUGCUUUGCAGCUACGAACGGACGCCGGAUGCUUUGCGGGUUAUUCCGCACACACCGGACCAAUGUCGGUACUUCAUUUUCUGGGAUACGCCACUCGCCUGUCAGCCGUUGCCGACCGCGCUCGAGACAAACCGAUGCACGGUACGGGACGGUACCAAUCGCCACCUGUACAAUCUGCUGCCGUUGGGUAGCGCCAACCAUGAGGUACCGCUGCCGGAUGGUGCCCGGUUUGUGGUGUCCGUGUGCAAGCCGGUACGCUACGGACAUCUGACGAUGUGCCCGCCAGGGGUUGGCGUUUGUUUGGUAAACGGUACCAAUUACCUGGACUACGGUCAGGCUGUAUCGGAUCCGAAGAUUGAUGCGUCCGGUCGGCUGGUGAUGGAGAUGCGAUCAAAGUCGGGACCGUGUCCGAACUCCUUGAUUGUGUUCGAGUGUGGCAAGGAGGAAGGCGUAGAGACGGGACCGGUCUACCGUGGCCGGAAGGAUAAUUGUACGCACGAGUUUGUCUGGCGUACGUCACUCGCCUGCCGGGACACGCGACCCUGCUCGGUGAGCAAUCCGAUUACGGGCACGCAGUACGAUCUGAGCCUACUCGCAAACCGCACCUACACGCUAACCUCGCGAGACAAUCGUACGUAUGAGGUGGGUGUGUGCCACAUUCCCGCGUCCAGCCACUGUCCGCUAGAUGCGGGUGCAUGUGAAGUCUCCCCGAAGCAGUCCGUCGGACUCGGGGUGAUAUCCGACGAGCUGCAGUAUGAAACGACCGGCGCACCGUACCUGCUGUACCGUUCGGGAGCUGUCUGUGAUGCGGCUAGUGGCCGCCGGUGGGAAACUCGGCUAGAAUUUAUCUGCGAGACUGACCCAGUCGGGGGUGGCCGUACCGGUACGAUUGUGCCGCCGAUCGUUGUUGAAAAUGGGGAGUGUCAGCUGGUGGUACACUUCGAGACGGUGCUCGUCUGCGAACCGGCGCUGAUGGCAUGCGGUGCUUACAACGAAUCGACCAUCGAUCAGUACGUGGACCUGUCGCCGCUUAUGGACUCGACGCGAAAUUACGAGGCACGCGCCAGCGGAGCAAACAAAGACCUGCGCUAUUUUCUUAACGUCUGCCGACCGCUGGUACCCCAGUACGGGCUUAGCUGUCGAGGCGGCGCAGCAGCCUGUGAAGCUAUCUUUGACGGUGUAACGGCACGCAACGAAACCACUCUCGGCUUCCCGGAUGUAUCGCUCGUCGUGGCGGGCGAUACCGUACUGAUGAAGUAUCUGCGUGGCGAUCCGUGUCCUCAGGAUCCGGUCACAAACCUAUCUACCACCGUGACGUUCCACUGUCUGGCAACGGCCGGUCGGGGUACGCCGGUGCUGGUCGAGAUCGAGCACGGUUGUCACUAUCGGUUCGACUGGGCUACCGCCGUUAUCUGCCCACCCGAACUGACCGUACCGUUCGAGGCGAGCAACUGUAGCUUCCACAAUCCGGCGACAGCGAGCUGGAUGGCGGUGAAUGGCGUACUGGGAGAGCUGUCGCUGUGUGACAAACAACCCGUCGCCUCCGUUGACUAUCGCACCGGAUCUCUCGUCAUCCACUACAAUGAAAAGGAUUCGAUCAACUGCAGCAGCACGAAUGGUAAGCGGGUGCAGGUCCCCAUCCUGAAGCGGGGAAUGUAG